UCCCUCCCUCCCCAGGACCUGGAAGCGGCCCCCACACUGGUCCCCGAACCUCCUCGAUGAGAUGGGGUGACCUUUAGUGGGGGGGUCUUUCCCACCCUCCGCAGCUGUUUGUUGAUUCUUCCCCAACCCUCGGGGAUCACCUCGGUGGAUCAUUGCCGUCUGGGACUUGAUUCUCUGGGUUCUCCUUAGCCCGGACAUGGAUCCCGUCCCAUUGCGAUCCCCAGGGAUCCGCUCCCUGCAUUGCCGCAGGAUCCAGCUGGCCGGGGGUGAUCCUAGACAGCGCCAACCCCAGAUUUGGGGUACACCACACCCAAAGGGUCCCAUCUCCACCCACACGUGGAGGAACCACCUCCUCGUGGCUCCCGGUGGGAUGUGGGGCAGCGGGAUGAGCAUCGAGCUCCGUCAGUGGGUGCCGGAUGUGGAGAGGAGUUGGAGGGCGGCGGGAGGAGUGGGUGCCCCCAAACCCCGCUGUUCCCAGGUCACCCCGGCAUUCCACUGCUGCGGGAUGAAAGCGGCGCUUAGGGCUCCCCUUUAAUGCGUUCACCUAGAUGUCCAAGGGAUCAGCUGCUUCCCAGCCCCCUUCCCGCGGGCUCUGUGUCCCCAGGACGGCGGUGCUGGAGAAUGGCGGGUGGCUGCAGGGUGAGGCAGGCUGGCGGGUCGCGCUGGCUGAUGCAAUCCCGCGGCGCCGGUGCGUGGAGCCCGUGCUGUGCCGUGCUGUGUCCUGUUGGUGUUCCCUGGCUCUGGAUCCCCUAGGGACUGAUCCCUCCCGCUGAUUAGAGUGGCGAGUUCUCAGCGGAGGUGUCCCUAGUUCGAGCUUCCCCGGGGUCCUGGGCUCUGCCCUUCCCAGCCCUGGGAUCAUGAAGGGCAGGUUUCGUGCCGACAACCUGAACAAGCUGAAGAACCUGUGCAGCAAAACCAUUGGGGACAAGAUGAAGAAAAAGGAGCCAGUAGGGACGGAUGAAUCUGUACCAGAGAGUGCACAGAACCUGGAUGAACUCACGGCUGAUAUCCUGGGGUGUCUCCAGGUAUCCCAGAUAAAGAAAGUUCGGCUGCUCAUUGAUGAGGCCAUCCUGGAGUGCGACUCUGAGCGUCUGCGGCUGGAGGCUGAACGCUUUGAGAGCCUCCGGGAGAUUGGGAACCUCCUCCACCCCUCUGUGCCCAUUAGCAACGAUGAGGAUGUGGACAACAAGGUGGAGCGGGUGUGGGGUGACUGCAGCUGCAGGAAGAAGUAUUCUCAUGUGGAUCUGGUGGUGAUGGUGGAUGGCUAUGAGGGGGAAAAGGGCGCCGUGGUGGCUGGCAGCCGUGGCUACUUCCUUAAGGGCCCGCUGGUGUUCCUGGAGCAGGCGCUGAUCCAGUACGCGCUGCAGAGCCUCCGUGCCCGGGGGUACACCCCGGUGUACACCCCCUUCUUCAUGCGCAAGGAGGUGAUGCAGGAGGUGGCCCAGCUCAGCCAGUUUGAUGAGGAGCUUUACAAGGUGAUUGGGAAGGGCAGCGAGCGAGCGGAGGACAGUUCCAUCGAUGAGAAGUACCUGAUUGCCACGUCAGAGCAGCCUAUUGCCGCCCUGCACCGCGACGAGUGGCUGCGGCCUGAGGACCUGCCCCUCAAGUACGCAGGGCUCAGCACCUGCUUCCGCCAGGAAGUGGGAUCCCAUGGCCGGGACACUCGCGGCAUCUUCCGUGUCCACCAGUUUGAGAAGAUUGAGCAGUUUGUCUACUCCUCCCCCCAUGACAACAAAUCCUGGGAAAUAUUUGAGGAGAUGAUGGCCACAGCUGAGGAAUUCUACCAGUCCCUCGGGAUUCCCUACCACAUCGUCAACAUUGUCUCGGGCUCCCUGAACCAUGCAGCCAGCAAAAAACUGGAUCUGGAGGCUUGGUUCCCUGGCUCUGGCGCCUUCCGCGAGCUUGUCUCCUGUUCCAAUUGCACUGACUACCAGGCCCGGCGCCUGCGCAUCCGCUAUGGCCAGACCAAGAAGAUGAUGGACAAGGUAGAGUUUGUGCACAUGCUGAAUGCCACCAUGUGUGCUACCACCCGCACCAUCUGCGCCAUCCUGGAGAACCACCAGACUCCUGAGGGCAUCCGUAUCCCUGAGAAGCUCCAAAACUUCAUGCCUCCAGACCUGCGGGAGCUGAUUCCAUUUGUCAAGCCGGCACCCAUUGAGCAGGAACUCUCUAAGAAGCAGAAGAAGCAGCAGGAAGGAGGGGGCAAGAAGAAGGCAGCGGGGGGACGUGACCAGGUGCUGGAGGAGCAGAUGAAGAACAUGGAGGUCUGAGGGUGUCCCCCUGCACCCCAAGGACUUUGAGGGCCUCCCAAGUCAUCUCACCUCUAUUGCCGGGCUGUGCCCUUCAUCAUCGUCUUUGCCUCAGAGGGGAGUCACCAUCUGUCCUCCCUGUUCCACAAAGAACUGCCACUCUCAGGGCGCUGCCCCUCUCCCUGUGUGUCCACCUUACCCUGCUGAGUUGGGCCGGGAUCCCUCAAGUGUCCCCCUCAUGCUGAGUGGUGCUGUGGACCCGCGUGCCCAUGUAACAUGUCCCUCCUCCAUCCAAAAUAAAGGCAAGAGCUGCUGA
Messenger RNA from Passer domesticus (house sparrow), 2565 nucleotides. RefSeq names its product seryl-tRNA synthetase 1 (gene SARS1). Gene Ontology annotation, molecular function: tRNA binding; ATP binding; serine-tRNA ligase activity. Gene Ontology annotation, cellular component: cytosol. The coding region runs from base 858 to 2270 and encodes 470 amino acids. The record is from RefSeq and is a predicted model, not a curated record. NCBI's taxonomy places the organism in Eukaryota, Metazoa, Chordata, Aves, Passeriformes, Passeridae. The transcript has 12 exons. Gene Ontology annotation, biological process: seryl-tRNA aminoacylation.